GUCGUGUGACGAUAAAGCAGAUGGAACGGAACGGGACAAAGCGAGAUGUAGCGAACAUUGACGUCGAAUUUGCUUCUACACGGCUACUAUGUUUCCUGGAAUGUCCGAGGUGGAGCUCGUGACCGAUUCCCUUUGCCCCUCUGCACUUUUAAACUCAAGGUUACUGCUAUAAACGUGGAAGCUACGCUAUAGGUUACGAGUGUAAUCAGUCGUUCAGCAGCUUUCUUGCAGCCAGGAGGUCAUUGGAUAUUACUGUUUCGUUGGAAUUAAUUAAAACUGUUGUCCGAUAGAGUCGGAGGACCAAGGGAUUAGAUAGAAUUCAAUAAAAUUGAAUGGAACACAAUUAAAUACGAACGACUAGCGUUUCGAUAGGACGUAAAUGAUGGAUUACACACGAUUCGUCACGGAGAUCUCAAACAGACGGAAACCCAGCGUUAUUCGGCAAUGGGCGAAAAAAUUCGCGGAAACCCCGAACGGUAUCAGUUUAGGAAAUGGGAUGCCAAACACCAAAACCUUUCCGUUUGAAGAAAUUUCUGUGAAGAUCAAAGAUGGCGAUGAAAUAAAGCUUGUAGGGGAGGAACUGCGUUGGUCCCUUCAAUAUGGUCCAUCGCAAGGACACUUGCCACUAUUGAAGAAAAUGAGAGAAUAUCAAGAAUAUUGGCACAAACCGAAACAGAAUGAUUGGGACGUGGUUUUCACAUCGGGAUCGAUGGAAGGGUGCACCAAGGUUUUCGAAAUGACUCUGGAAAUCGGUGACCCAGUGAUGGUUCAAGUUCCAUGUUACAAUGGAGUUCUGAAUUCGCUUGCACCACUGAUGCCGGAAUUUCUUGAAAUCGGGCAAGACCAAGAUGGAAUAAUUCCUGACGAGAUCGAGAAAACUUGCAAAGAGAGAUUGCAAAAUGGAAAACCUAUGCCGAAGGUUAUCUAUAUCAAUCCGGUAGCUAAUCCCACGGGAACAGUCCUGGCUGAAUCCCGGCGAAGGAAAGUCUACGAGUUGGCUCAACAGUACGAUUUUCUAAUCGUCGAGGACGAUCCCUAUUGCUUCCUCCAUUUCCUCGAGAAAAGACCUGUAUCGUUUUUGGAAUUGGACACUGACUGUCGUGUGAUUCGGUUGGAUUCCUUCAGCAAAGUUCUUAGCGCUGGACUGCGAUUAGGCGUUGUUACAGCUCACAAGGAAUUCAUUAAAAGAUUGGUCCUGCACAUGGAGACUACGAGUAUACACGCAUCCUCGUUGUCACAGAUGCUAUUAUACAAAUUAUUGAGCACGUGGGACAUGCAGAAACUGCAACAGCAUUUCGAUGGUGUCCGAAAAUUCUAUCUUGAUAGGCGAGACAUUAUGCUGGCAACGGUUCAAAAACAUCUUACGGGGUUAGCAGAAUGGAAUGUUCCCGAGGGUGGAAUGUUUAUUUGGAUAAAAGUACCUGGCAUUAAUGAUGUAAUGGAGUUAGUGGAGAAGAAGUGUGUUUCCCAUGGAAUAUUUCUUAUUCCUGGGCACGCUUUUAAUUGUGAUUUUUCGAAACCUGACCAACAUAUUCGACUCUCUUUCAGUUAUGCAACUCCAGAAGAGAUUGAGAAGGCACUGUCAACUGUGGCGAGGCUAAUACGUGAAGAAAUUAUAAAGCAAAAAUAAAACAGAAACUCUAGUAACAUUACCAAACGUACGAUGAAGAUGAUCAUAUAAAUAAUUAUUUAUUUAACCAUUUACUACCUUGCAGCAGCUAAGAUGGGAACUUCAAGCGCAGCUCAAGAACUUUCUGUUAAAGAAGUCGCGAAUGGAAAAUAGCAGAAAAUUAAAAUAUUUAAAAGUUAUUAUAUUUUAAAAAACGUGAAUUCACAGCAGUGACCGCAAAUGCGUUGAAAGUACUGGUUAAAUUUCAUCAAAUUUCCCACACUGUCUCGUUUCAUAUCUACAUACUUAUAUAAAAUUAUCCGAAUUAAUAACAAGGAAAGUAUUAUUUCCACCCUCGUCCCCCAAGGGGAUUCGCUUAUUGUCACGGAGCGUUCCUCAAGAACAAUGUACACGACUUACACUGUGUAUAACAAAACCCCCUACGAUCUCGAAACCAAACAGUUGUCUUUCGACAAACAAAUAAUAGAACACUUGUUUCCAUCUCCGUAUCUAUAUUUUUACAGAUAUCAAAAUAAAAAAAGAUAUACGUGUUGAGCAUAAAAUGUUGAAACAAUAUCCUCCGUUGAUUUUCAUUUAACGCUUGUAUCAGAGAAACGACCGA
This is a messenger RNA of Nomia melanderi (Alkali bee), 2231 nucleotides long. Its product is annotated as kynurenine/alpha-aminoadipate aminotransferase, mitochondrial-like. The record is from RefSeq and is a predicted model, not a curated record. Gene Ontology annotation, molecular function: pyridoxal phosphate binding; L-kynurenine:2-oxoglutarate transaminase activity. NCBI's taxonomy places the organism in Eukaryota, Metazoa, Arthropoda, Insecta, Hymenoptera, Halictidae. Gene Ontology annotation, biological process: biosynthetic process.